CCCACCUUAUAUUUCAUCAAGCAUCCCUUUCCUUGGACAUGCAAUCGCAUUUGGAAAAAGUCCCAUUGAAUUUUUGGAAAAUGCUUAUGACAAGUAUGGACCUGUGUUCAGUUUCACCAUGGUUGGCAAGACAUUCACAUACUUGCUGGGUAGUGAUGCCGCUGCUCUCCUCUUCAAUAGCAAAAACGAAGAUUUGAAUGCGGAGGAUGUAUACUCUCGGUUAACUACACCAGUUUUUGGCAAGGGAGUUGCUUAUGAUGUCCCUAAUGUGGUAUUUUUGGAACAGAAGAAGAUGCUCAAAACUGGGCUAAAUAUUGCCCAGUUUAAACAGCAUGUAUCUAUCAUUGAAGAGGAAACAAAGGAGUAUUUCAAAGCAUGGGGAGACAGCGGAGAAAAAAACCUGUUUGAAGCCCUUUCAGAACUUAUCAUCUUGACAGCAAGUCAUUGCUUACACGGGAAAGAAAUCAGAAGCUUGCUGAAUGAGAAGGUGGCUCAGCUGUAUGCCGAUUUGGAUGGGGGUUUUACUCAUGCUGCCUGGCUUCUGCCAGGUUGGCUACCUCUACCGAGCUUCAGACGUCGAGAUCGAGCACACAAAGAAAUAAAGAAUAUUUUCUACAAGGUUAUCCAGAAACGUCGAAAGUCUGAGGAGCGGGAGGAUGACAUGCUCCAAACUCUACUUGAUGCUUCAUACAAGGAUGGCUGUCCGCUGACAGAUGAUGAAAUUGCUGGAAUGCUUAUCGGGUUGCUCCUAGCAGGGCAGCACACAUCCUCCACCACCAGCGCCUGGCUUGGCUUCUUCAUAGCCAGAGACAAAUCAAUACAGGAACAGUGCUAUGCAGAACAAAAAACAGUUUGUGGGGAUGAUUUGCCACCAUUAACUUACGACCAGCUGAAGGAUCUCAGUUUGCUGGAUCGCUGUCUAAAAGAAACUUUAAGGCUUAGACCUCCUAUAAUGACCAUGAUGAGAAUGGCCAGAACUCCCCAGACUGUUGCUGGAUAUAAUAUUCCCCCUGGCCAUCAGGUCUGCGUAUCUCCCACUGUUAACCACAGACUCAGGGACUCCUGGAAGGAUGCUCUAGACUUCAAGCCUGACCGGUAUCUCCAAGAUAACCCAGCAGCUGGAGAGAAAUUCACCUACAUUCCGUUUGGCGCUGGCCGUCAUCGCUGCAUUGGAGAAAACUUUGCUUAUGUUCAGAUUAAGACUAUUUGGUCUACUUUGCUUCGUUUGUACGAAUUUGAUCUCAUCAAUGACUAUUUUCCGACUAUAAAUUAUACAACAAUGAUACACACACCUAAUAACCCCGUUAUCAGGUAUAAGAGGAGGUCACUGUAAAUUCUGGAUCUAAAAACUUACUUACUUGUGUAAACUAACAGACUUUCAAAUGACAUUGUGACAAAAUGAGCAGCAUAUGGAAACUGUUACAUGUACUGUUAGAAAAGCAACAAUACAAAUGCAAAGUCUUUCCAUCUACUUUGUUUGCCCACACCAUUUAAUGCUGCU
Tauraco erythrolophus (red-crested turaco) is the source of this 1501-nucleotide messenger RNA. Lineage: Eukaryota; Metazoa; Chordata; Aves; Musophagiformes; Musophagidae. The record is from RefSeq and is a predicted model, not a curated record.